Syngnathus acus (greater pipefish) is the source of this 1184-nucleotide messenger RNA. RefSeq names its product tRNA methyltransferase 61A (gene trmt61a). The transcript is spliced from 4 exons. Gene Ontology annotation, cellular component: nucleus; tRNA (m1A) methyltransferase complex. Gene Ontology annotation, biological process: tRNA methylation. The record is from RefSeq and is a predicted model, not a curated record. Lineage: Eukaryota; Metazoa; Chordata; Actinopteri; Syngnathiformes; Syngnathidae. The coding region runs from base 169 to 1065 and encodes 298 amino acids.
CUACCUCCGGUCUAUUUCGCCCACCUUCCUGUGAAUUCGCUGACACAUGUGGCUAUAUGCACGUCUACAUCUUUUCAUGCUUGUAAUAGUUGCAAAAAGUUAAUUGUUCGGAGUUAGUGCUCUCUGUGAAAGGUAAAAGAAGCAGUGUUGUUGACGCGCAGCCGGGUCAUGAGUUUUGCAGAGUAUUCGGAGGAGAUCCGCGACGGCGACGUGGCCAUUGUGUACCUGGGCCACGAGUCCAUGAUGCCGGUGAAGGUGCGGCACGGGGGCCAGACACAGACACGCUACGGCGCCAUUCGCCACUCGGCCGAUCUGAUCGGCAAGCGCUACGGCGCCAAAGUGACUUGCAGCAAAGGGGGCUGGGUGCACGUGCUGCACCCCACACCCGAGCUGUGGACCGUCACGCUGCCACACCGCACGCAGAUCCUCUACACCACCGACAUCGCCACCAUCACGCUCAUGCUGGAGCUCAAGCCGGGCUCCGUCGUCUGCGAGUCCGGUACGGGCAGCGGGUCUUUGUCUCACGCCAUUUUGCGCAGCAUCACACCGACGGGCCACCUUCACACGGUGGAGUUCCACCAACAGCGCGCCCAAAAGGCAGAGGAGGAGUUCGCGGAGCACCGCGUGGACCACCUGGUCACCGUCACCUGCGCCGACGUCUGCAAGGACGGCUUCGGGGUGGCGGGUGUGGCUGACGCCAUCUUUCUGGACAUCCCCAGCCCCUGGGAGGCCGUGCCACACGCCAAGACCGCCCUCAAAGCGCAUGCAGGAGGUCGCGUGUGCUCGUUCUCUCCGUGUAUGGAACAAGUCCAGAGGACAUGCCAGGCUUUGUUGGCUCACAACUUUGAGGAGGUGGAAACCUUGGAGGUGGUGCUGAGGGUUCACGAGGUCCGCACCGUCUCCAUGCCGCUUCCCGACUUCGGGCUCGACGCCCCGGCCACCCCUCAGGCCCCGCCCCUUCCCGCCUCCAAUCACUCCGCCGUUUCCUUGAAGACGACCACGCCGCCCCGUGAGAUGCCCGCCCACACCGGGUACCUUACCUUUGCCACCAAACCCAGAACAUAGUCAAGUUUGCUGUUCAAUAGCAUUUUUUUUUUUUUAAAGUAAUACUUGGUUGCUUGCAUCAAGCUGACAUUACAAUUUGUCUUUUUUUUUUUUUUUUUAUACGUUUGUUGAAAUUACUU